Molecule: messenger RNA, 2457 nt
Organism: Leishmania mexicana MHOM/GT/2001/U1103
Lineage: Eukaryota; Euglenozoa; Kinetoplastea; Trypanosomatida; Trypanosomatidae
Exons: 1
Coding region: 1-2457 (818 amino acids)
Cellular component (GO): membrane
Molecular function (GO): hexosyltransferase activity
Source: RefSeq, a predicted model, not a curated record
AUGUCUCAUCUCACGUCGCCGAUUUUCUUGAAACACCGCACGAGCACCUCUCGCGUGCGCGCGGUCGGCGAUGUGACCCAUGUGCCGUCGCUGGGGAUGGAGGGGUCCGAAGACAGCGCUAGCUCCAUGGGGCACGACGCCUUAGCCCACUCCGCCCAGUUUCCGGACACCGUCAGCGCCAUCAGCCUCACCGAUUCCGUAUCGCACGAGCUCAGCACCUGCGUCCUCACCAGCCCGCCGCGCACGAGUCGCCUCCGACCCGCGAGCUCGACGCUCCGACGGCACUGGUCGAAGCCGUUUAGCGGUGGAGCUUGUCGCGCCAUCCCUCGCGCUGUCCCGGUGCUCCUUCUUCUGGUCAUCCUCUACGCACUCAUCGCAACGCAGUUUUCGGAGGACGCCUUUGUGGACCACAUGAGGGAUCCACUUGGGUACUUGCUGAACAUGAAAGACCCGGAGCACGGCCCGUGGUCGGUGCUGGUGCAGCACGAGGAUGCCGUGAGCCGACUCAACAUUACUUCGCAGCAGAGCUGCCGCAUCGGGUCGAUGUUCUGCAGCCCGCUGCGCAUCAGCGCGGCCUUUCUUCCCUCGUGGACACUGCACGUUGUGGAGAAGGACUGCGCGGACUGCACCGACCGACAGACGCACGACAGCGCUGUGGAGGGCGUAGAGUUGCAGCCGCGGCACGCCGUGUACGCGACGCCGUUUGCACCGCUGGGUCGUGUCGGGCCGAUGCUGCUGGCGAUGACGAGCGUGACGGACGACGUGAGUGUGCGCACGGAGCUGCCGCAGUGGGAGUGGCUGCGGCACGUGUACGGUGACGGGUUCCCGACCGUGGGCGACGCUGGCGAGGGGGCUGCGCCGCCGCGGACACCGUAUCUUGCCGUGAUGGGGAUCCCAUCGACGGAUCAGCCGGCGCGUGUUGCCCUGCGUGAGGCACAGCGCAGCACGUGGCUGACGUACCAGGAGGUGGCGCGCACGGAGAACCACUUCGACGCCGCGCUGCUGGCGCUGUACGUGUUCGCCGCGGUGGAGCCCAAGGUGGUCGCCCGCGAUGCACCAGAGAGCUCUCCAGCAUCCGCGCGCGACGGCGCGUCAGCUGCGGAGCCGAAGCGACGGGGCCUGAGUGCGCUGCUGCCGACGACGACGGAGUACAAGGCUGCCACUGAGGCGCUCCUGGCGAGGGCCACGCGGGCCGAGGGCAUGGAUGACGCGGCCGAUGCGAGCGUUGUGCAGCGCCGGAUGGAGCUCCGCCGCGACUGGAACAUUGCUGCUGUGGAGGACACACCGUGUGCGGAGGUGAUCAGCCGCCACGCGACUGUGGGCGCGGAGACGUCUGCGCUGUCGUACCUGAGCGGCGCCCUGUCGCUCCCCGUGACGCCCGCGUUCACGUCGCCGGCGGAGUACAUCUGCCACGCGUCGUCUGCGCUGUGGCGGGAGGCGCUGACGCACCGCAACGUCGUGUGGAUCGACAUGAUGACGGACCGCCGGCCGACCACGAACAAGAAGCUUGGCGACACGAUCAAGUGGGGCCUCCCCGUGGAGGUCGGGAUGAGUCAGAAGCUGAUCCUGUGGCUGGAGUACGCGUACCACGCCUUCAGGGAUGUCCCCUUCAUCAUCAAGGGGGAUGACGACAGUUACAUGAAGGUGCCGCAGUUCCUGAGCGAUGUGCGGUACGUGAUGGGUGGCGCGCAAAAGCGUCUGCCGCCGCCGACUGCCGAGGCGCUGAAGGACAGCGCGUACGCCGUGGACGCGAGCACGACGGAGUGCGCGUACUGGGGCAGCAUGCGGGUCUUCAAGAACGCUCAGUUCAACGCCGGCAUGACGUUCAUGGUGCACCGGCUUCUCGCUCAGGUCGUGUUGGCGCCUUGGGGUGAGGAAAACCAGGUGCACAUUGCGAAGUUGGCGAUGAUGGAUUUUGAUGCGAGCUUAUCGAAGGUGUACCGCGCUGCCCGAUUUCAUCAGGAGGAUAUCCUCAUGGGGCUGCUCGUUCGCGCCUCACUCCGCCGCGCUCGCGAGAUCUGCCCGAACCACCGCGUGUGGUUUGUGAAGGAAGGGCUGGCUCGGUUCCACGACAUGCACCGCGGCAAGGUGCACGACGUGACGUGGUCGACGGUCGUGGCGCAUCGCUGCACCCCCGCUGACUAUCAUUACCUGCACCACUUCUUCCAGAAGGAGCUUGGUGCGACGUUGGCAGGGUCAAACCAGAGGGGCCGUGCUGAGAAGAAUGCUGUGGCGCAGGCGGCGGAGUGGGUGGCGGAGAAGCGGCGUUCCACGGGGCCCGCGGUGGUGGGCUGGGACACCUUGCCAGCGGUGAAGUGGGUGCACACGGUGAAGCGGACGCCUGCAUACGACAUGGCGGCGGCGGACGGGGUGCCGGUGUAUCGCAACAAGUACGACUACUGGGUGGAUCGCGCUACGGCUGUCGACGAUGGGUACUGCUCUUUACCGCAGAAGUGA